Mercenaria mercenaria is the source of this 6653-nucleotide messenger RNA. RefSeq lists its product as uncharacterized. Gene Ontology annotation, molecular function: calcium ion binding. The coding region runs from base 171 to 3770 and encodes 1199 amino acids. NCBI's taxonomy places the organism in Eukaryota, Metazoa, Mollusca, Bivalvia, Venerida, Veneridae. The transcript is spliced from 25 exons. The record is from RefSeq and is a predicted model, not a curated record.
UAAAACGGAAGUGGAAAGUGCAGAGUUACGCAUGUGCAGUAGCUAACAAAUGGCGUACAUAGUUUCCAAAAUUUGACAGGUUCGGAUCAUUGUGUUGGUUAUUGUAAACACGCACUGUCAAACAACGGUUGAACUGAAAAUUAUAUAGUCAAGGUAUACAGCAGUUUACAAUGUCAUCAAGGCGAUCUAGUAAACAGAGUGACAUGGGUGGCGAGCUCAUUCUUGAGUGUAAGGCAGCAUUCUUGUCCAUCUAUGAUGAUAUCAAUGACAAGAUAGAGUCAAAGAAAAGACUGAAUAAUGUUCUGCAGCAGUCUGGGAGAAAUCCAACAAAAGCGGCGAUGGACAAGUAUUGGCCUAGAAAUACAGAAGAGUUGUCAUUCGAUGACUUUGUGGACAUCUGUCGUAAAGAGCCAGUGACAACAGCAGAUGAUCUAAUGAAAGCAUUCCGGAAGAUUGAUAUUAAUGGAGAUGGUUACAUAUCCCUGGACGAACUUUAUAAAAUCAUGAAUGCUCAAGGAGAAAACAUGUCUAGAGAAGAUGUGAGAAAAAUGAUUGAUGAAGUUGAUGAGAACAAAGAUGGAAAACUUGACUACGGUGAGAUAUACUCCUCAAGGAGACCUGUGAUUUGGAGAGAUAAGAUAUUUUAUGACCAGUUUACCAACAUGAUAAUGAAGACUACAGAAGAGACAAAGAAGUUUUCCAAGAAAGUUAUGGAGAGAAAAGAAAGAAAAAAGAGACCUGGGGAAAAACUACAUAACUCAGCUUCAAAUAUGGAAUCUGACAAUUUGAGCAGCCAAACUAGAUCCCUAGACAUGCACACUAAUGAAACUCCAAGGGAAAACAUAGAUAAAGAAUUUGUAGAUCCCAUUCAUGAUGUACCAGAGCAUGAUAAACAUAUAGAAAAUCAGUUGGAUGAUUUAAAACAUGGGGAAGCUCAGUCUAAUACAGAACCAAAGGGUCAUGGGUCUGAAACUAAAGGGGAUAACAGCUUUGGGUCAGUCACAUCUUUGAGGUCAAGGAAAAAGGACAGUUUAGCUGGUUCUGUUACUUCUUUGAGGUCAGAGAGUAAGAGAAAUAAGACGGGGUCUCAGUUAUCGAUUAGAACAUUACAAGAUGAACAAACUGGGUCAAAGGAUGCCUUAAGGUCAACUGAUGAACUUGGAUCAAAAGUUUCAUUAAGUUCUAAAAAUAUCAACAAGGGUUCACAAAUCUCAUUAAAGCAAGAUUCACAGGGUUCAAGGUUGUCUCUUAAACCUGUUCAAAAGGAAAGCAUGGGAUCAAAAGCAUCUUUACGGUCAUAUAAGGAAAUGGAAAAAUCAACAGAUGUGAAAGGGGCAGACACAAGUAAGCAUGAACCUGACACCUCGUCACAUAAAUCACAUGACCUGGAUGACAACACAUCAGAGUCACCAAAGAAGGAUAGCCCCAAAGCUUCGCCAAGAUCCAGAUCAGAUUCUGGCGGGAAAACUAGCCUUAAAAAGGUAACACCAAGGGAACAUGCACAGAAAGAUUCCGGCACGAAAGAAACACCAAGACGAGAACAUCUUGCUAAACAUGAUAAACCUCCUUUGCCAGACUCUCCCAAAUCAAAGGAUAGUAUUGCAGAUAAGGGGAAAGCUCACAAGCAUGAAAAGGUGGAGACUCCAAAAACUGGCGAUAGUAAGGAGCAUGGAUAUGUAUCAUUCAAGUUAAACUUACCACAAGAUUCGGCACGUUCAGUUGGUGAGGAAAUAGAUUACGAUAACGAUUUUGAUAUUGUAAGCACAGGAAGACCAACCCCUAGGAUUGACCUAAAUGCUGCUCCUGGUGGUACCCCUAGAAAGGACGAUAAACAUGCAAAGGAAGGAACAAAGGAUAAAGAAAAGGCAAAGUCUGAUGAAAAGAAGGAGAAAGAUGCCAAGGAAUCUGCAAGAGACGUAAAAGGUAAUACAAGUAAUAGGUCGGUAGAUAGUCAUUCACUUGCAAGCACUGCUAAGAGAGGUAACAAAAAUGAAGAUGUUACGUCCCCUAAGAGUCCUGAUAGAAAAAGGAUUGAAGAGUGGGGUGACAAAAAAGUAACUGGGGAUGAAAAUAAAAAGACCUUACAAGAUGACAAAGGUGAAAAAUCAGAUGUUUCUAACAAUGCUGUGAGAACAAUAAAGAGAACUGGUGACAUUGAAAAUCUUUUGAAACCAUCUAGCAGAAAUACUGGAGAUGAAGUAUUAAUGUCAUCUUCAAAUAAAAUGGCAGAUAGUGUAAAGGCAGCUAAUUCAGAUUUUGUGGAUGAAAUUUUCAAAUCCAGCAGAAACAGCAGGUCAUUGUUAGCAAGAGAGUUUGAAAUGAUUUCCCAUGACAGUUCUGCAGAAGACCAAUCAAAAAAGAAAGGUGACCAUGAAGAGAAAUCUAAGGACAGCAAAUCACACAAAAGUCAGGAAUCGACACCAAAGGUGCCUCCAAGAAAAGACAAGAAAGAUGCUAAAAUGUCGUCAAGAAAUGAGAAUGGUUUAGGCUCUCAGACAUCACUUAGAUCAGGUGACAAAGAAAUCGUUGCACCAACCCCAUCUCCGAGAAAAUCUGUAUCACGCUUGUCCGAAGAUGAUGUUCCAAGGCCAUCACCCAGGGUGAAGGGUGGAUCAAAAGGAAAAUCACCGUCAACCAAGGGUCGCGAUAAAUUACCAGAUGCAAAGUCUUUACAUGACUGGAUGCAUUAUACAAGUAAAGGCUGUUUCUUCUAUGAGGAGGAUGAAAUAGUGAGCCAUGUAUACAGCCUGAAGUUGACGGAGGACAGUUGCGUGUAUCUUUCUGCAUAUCCAAUACAGGAACCACUUGCUAAGAUGUGUGAUGUCUCGGAUCAGCCUGGAAUAGACACUGCACUGUUUAUAUUUGACAGCAGGGGUAAAGUUGUUACCUGUACAGAACAGAGGGAUACAAAAGGGACGUAUGGUGUGAAAUGUGAUCUCAGUGCAGGAGAGUACCAGGUUUUACCUUACACAACAGGUUGUAGGUUCCAGCAACGGUCUGAGGAAUCACAAGAAAACAUGAAGGAAUCAAAACUGGUUAAAACAAAAGAUGGCAAAGUUGCUAUUACAUCUGCCUUUAGGAGAGCUCUAGAAGACAUUUUUGAUCUGUGUGACCUUGACAAUAAUGGAACUAUGAGCAGAGAUGAGUUUAACUGGUUCAAUUUACGGACAAGUGGGGAGGAGCUAGGGGAAGAAGAAUGGGAAGUUGUUGAAGAGAAAACAUCAUUAGAAAAUGGAGAGAUCACAAAGCAAGGAUUUAUUGAGUUGAAUGAAAUGGAAGCAGAGGAUGCAGAGGGUGAUGUUGAAGAUCUCUGGAUAACUCUGACUAGUAUGGGCAUGAACAAGGGGCUUAUAAUGGAUGAGGCGUGCCCAUUCAGAGUUGAUGUGUAUGUUGAAGAGUCAGGAAGGAAGAAGCCAAGUUUUAAGGUGACAGGAAUUGAGUCACUGGAGAAGAAGGAAUUCGCUUCAGAAAUUUGCCAGUUUACAAUUGAAAAGGCUGAUGAGCCCACUAAGAUACGCAAUAUGAAAGAUUUAUACAUGUAUACUUACAGGAAUGAAUACAGGGCUACUAUUGUUAUAGACAACAGAUCUCGCAGCAGUGUAAGUUUACAAGCUAACUGUAGUCGCAGUAAAAAUGUUGUCAGCAACAGACCGUCUCUUGAUCACACAAUAGAAGUUGAACCACAAAGCAUGGCUAUUGCCCACCAUCUGUUGCCAAAGAGCGAGCUGAGUGAUUGGACAGUGUCCUGUACAGAAAAUAUCCUCAAGUGAUACAUUAUACAUACCCCAAUAUCGUAACAUAAUCACUGUAGAAAAUUUCAUUCAAAUAGGUUUUUAUUACAUGCUGCCUUAAUAUAAAUCAGUGGUUAAUAGUUUGCACUAUUGACUUGUCUGUAGGUUGACACUAAAUUUUUUUUGGGAUAAAGUGAAAACUGAUGAAAAAUUUAAUUCUGUUGUCAUGUAAUAAAAACUGGCUUGCAGGUAGAUAGACAAAACUGUUUGCCCUUUGGCCUUCAGACCUGGGGCAAUAGUUCUGACUAUUGACUGGCAAACCAAUCAGUAUGUGUUUAAUUAAUGUAUCUGAGAAAACUCAAUGUGUAUUUGUGAGACUAGUUACUGAAUCAUUCCAUAAAUAGAGAAUAUUCUUAGUUGAUAGUGUCCUUAAUUUUUAUGCCUCAUUUUUACAGAAUAACCGUAUAAGAGAACAUUAAGGCAAGCUUAUAAUUGCCAUGUGUUAAUUCUAAGUUAAGAAUUAACAUAUUUAGGAACACUUCCAUUUUCCAGGGUUUUUUUGUUUGUUUUAUAUCCAAUUAUGUCUGGGACCAUUACAUAAAGAAUAUACAAGAGACAUAGCUAUGAACUACUUUGUAAAAAAAUAUUUUUUCAUUACUUUUUGCAUGAUAUUUUUGUUCUUGAAUGGGCCUUUGGACACUACUAUCAUAUACUGACAGUUAAUUAAAGAAUUGUUUAAUUUUAAACAGUAUUGUUUUAAACAUGACACAAGUCUACUGGAAAGAAUUUUUGGUCAUGUGAUAUAAUGUCUAUGAAAUGUGAAGGUAAAAACAUUUACAGCUGGUGCUGUUUCUGCUAUAGAUGGUAGUUAAUAAAGUGACCAGGGAUGCAUAAAAAAAAUCUUCAGAAAGUGUUAUUGCUACAGUCAGCAUAAAGGUACAAACUGUUACUGAAGUUUGUGAAGAAUAUGAUUUUUAUUUAUGUCUAAUAUUCAUUUGUAAUAUUAUUUGUAUAGUAUUUUAUAAGAAACCAGGUCAAAAUCCAGCAUCUGGAAAAAUCUGGUUCUGAGGUAUUUGAUCAUAAAUAUGUUAAGAAUGAUCUAACCAACCAGACUAUAGUGCACAUUGAAACAGUAUUCUUAUGGUUCCAGGUUCAAGUUGGGCUGUACUUUUUUCUCCAAAUAAUUGUCUUGUGUGAGGAGGAAGAUUAUAUUUCAAAUCAGGGUUGUAAAUGAACAUUUUAGCCGUGCCAUGAGAAAACCAACAUAGUGGGUUUGCGACCAGCAUGGAUCCAGACCAGCCUGCGCAUCUGCGCAGUCUGGUCAGGAUCCAUGCUGUUCGCUAACAGUUUCUCUAAUUCCAGUAGGCUUUAAAAGCGAACAGCAUGGAUCCUGACAAGACUGCACGGAUGCGCAGGCUGGUCUGGAUCCAUGCUGGUCGCAAACCCACUAUGUUGGGUUUUCUCAUGGCGCGGCUCAUAUCAGUAAUAUGUUAAAUUAAUCCGUCCAGAUUCAUUGUAUCAUGCUUGUUAGGGGUUUUAAUUUUUUGGAAUUUUGAAAAAAAAAAAAAUUAAUUUGUUAGUUCUUACAAAAUCAAAGAGAGAUCACUGAAGUGUAUAUAUUGCAGAGCUCUAAAUUAAUACAAUGUACAAUGAAAAAUAAUAAUUACAGUGGAAGUUUUGCAUUGACUGUGAUAUUUAAGUUUUGUUUUACAUUAUCAUAUAUUUUAAGUUAUUGCACUCAUUUUUCAUUUUUGUUUAUUAUGAAAAUUUCAUAUUUUUGCAACAAAUCCACAUGCUUUAAAGUCUCAAGAAGGUUCAAAAUAAUGUUACUACUGUUACAGUUUAAGGAACUUUAUUUCAGUGAAGAAGAACUAGAAUUUUCAUAAAUUAAGUUAUCUUUAUAUUAUGACAGAUAUGGAUUUACCAGAAAACUUGUUUAUCUGAUGGCAAAAUCUGGUACAAAGUUGAUCCUUGGUAUAAAGUUAAUACAUGUAUAUUCAGGCUGUGUUUAUCCCUUUUAGUUUUAAUGCCCACAUCUAAUUUAGAAAGUUGACACUGGAUUACUGAUUAAAAUCUGUGAAAUUUUAAUUGUUGAAAAGUUCUGAGUGUCCACUUUUGUUUGUAUGUAAUCUACAAUAGGGUUUUGGAUGUUUUCUUACUUACUUUACAAGAAAGUGUUUCACAAUUGGAAGAAACAUUUUGGUAGGUGAAUUCGUUGUACUAUAUUAAUGAUAAAAUAUGGUAGGAUAUUGAAAUUUUGGUACGGCUAUCAGUGGUUAAAUGCUUAUUAUAGAUGCUGGAUCGUUUUAUGUAAAAGGUAGCUGUAUGUUAGAAGUGAAAGUGAAAGUUAAGUGAAGUAGUUAACUUAAAUACAUUGUCAUAGAUCCAAUCAGUUUUGUACUGCAUUUGACACAAUUAAACUGUAGAUGACAAAACAGCUUUGUAUGUGCUAAAAUCAAAUUGCAUUUAACAAACUUGCACAGUACAGAUAAUUGUAUUUGAAAAAAAAUGUAACUGUUUUUUGAUAAAAUAUAAAGGUUUAAAGCAACUUUUUUUGAAGAUUUGGAUAGAAAAGUGUAGAACAAACAGCACUUUGAAUUAUGUGUAUUAUUCAACAAAUCCCAGUUAUUUAUAGAAAUUUUUAUUUAGACCUUAAGUUGUUAGAUAAUAUAUUGGUAGACAAACUCUUUGUAGUUACAUUUUUUGACAUAAAGUCUUUACUAUUUAUUUCACCAUGUAUUACAACAUGUACUUAUAGAUGAAACUUUUAAGUAAUUUUAUAACAAGUCGGCUUCGAAUUCAGUAAUUAUGUUACCUUGGUAUAAUUGUAGACUAUAAACAGAUCAGUUUUCAUUGAUUAGGACCUGACAUAGCUUGAGAUUAUGUAUUUGUAAGAAUAAAUAAAGAAAAUAACAAACCUAA